AUGGGCGACGGAGCCUGCGCGCUAGAUCAUAAUGACAAGACAAAAUAUUUUCAUGUUGUUUUAACCAUUUAUUAUCAAUUGGCUUUUCAUCAAAGUAAAGAUUUCCAAUUGAUUAGUGGUGCUAAUCGUUUAUGGGGUUAUGUUUUACAUGAAAUGAACGAUAAAUUAUCAAACUAUGGAAUACGUUUAACAUUUGAAAAAUUAUCUAUUAAUCAAGUCCACCUAACAUAA
Messenger RNA from Didymodactylos carnosus, 231 nucleotides. The record is from the annotation of a GenBank genome assembly. Lineage: Eukaryota; Metazoa; Rotifera; Eurotatoria; Philodinida; Philodinidae.